AUGGGCGUGUGGUGCAAGGUAGAUUCGGACACACGCUACGCCGUUGCAAUUUAUCGUUACCACGAAGAUAAAGAAGAAAGAUUAAGCCUAACUCUUGGUGAUACUGUAUGCAUUGAAGAAGAAACAGAUGGCUGGUAUAGAGGCUACAAAUCAAAAAACAAGCAAGAAAGAGGAAUUUUUCCAAAAAUCUAUGUUCAUCUUAAGGAAGCAACAGUUACCAGUUCAGGGUCAAUAGAAAUUAUCCAUCCUACUGAUCCAGCCAUUGCAAUUGAGAUUACGAGCGUGCUGCGAGAAUGGAGUAUUUUACUUUACUAUUUGUUUGAGACAAAUAAUCCCCUGUUUCAUGAAAUCUCCAAAUCAAUGUAUGAUUUGAUGGAAUGGCGCAGCAAGAUCUUAUCAAAGAAACUUACUGUGGAUGAACUGCGAGAAUUGAAGCAGAAAGCUACAAACAAGAUUGAUUCAGGCAAUGUUCGUUUGCAGCUAGAUCUUGUUGUGCGGGAUGAAGAAGGCAAUAUCUUAAACCCUGAAAAAACAAGUACAACAGAACUCUAUCGGCAGCAUGUUAUUGCAACUAAAAGGAUUCAGUCUGAAUAUAGCCGGAAUUCAACAGAAGUUGAAACGAAACCAUCUAAAAGCCCAACAUUUGGGCUUUAUGUUUUAUUACAUAAUUUUGUGUGCCGUAUUGGAGAAGAUGCAGAUAUAUUAAUGAAUCUUUAUGAUGAAAAAGCAGGCAGCUUUAUAAGUGAAAAUUAUGUUGUGAAAUGGGGGAAAGAAGGUAUGCCAAAAGAUAUUGAUAUGUUGAAUAACUGCCGUGUUGUGUUCACAGAUCUUGGUUCCAAAGAUCGGGAACGAGAAAGAGUAUAUUUACUAUUCCAGAUUGUCAGAAUUGGUACGAUGGACCCUCGAGAUGUAGACAAUAAAAAGCAAACUCAAGGGUUACGGCGACCGUUUGGCAUUGCUGCUUUAGAUAUCACUGAUGUGAUUCAAGAGACCCGGGAAACUAAUGAAGAUACACAAAUUUUCAUUCCUUUUCAUCCAUGUGGUGAACGUGAAUUCCUUGAGACCAUGAUUAAGAAAACAGACAAAGAAUUCAAUCAUAAAGGUCAAGGUUUCUUUGUGUCUAUUAAGAUCUUGCAAGGAGAUCUACAACAGAUCUGGGAUGAUUAUCCUCACCUAGUUUUACCUGGAACAGCAGUCUCCCGUAAAAUGGGAUUUCCUGAAGUGAUAAUGCCAGGUGAUGUACGCAAUGAUAUUUAUAUAACAUUGAUGCAAGGUGAAUUCAACAAAGGUUCAAAAACAUCUGAAAAGAAUGUUGAAGUUAAUAUUCAAGUAUGCAAUCAAAAUGGAGACACAUUGCAGAAUGUCAUCAGUGAAGGUGCUGGUGGAGAGAUGAUGAGUGAAUACAAAUCAUGUAUUUACUACCAUGAAGAUAGACCAAAGUGGUUUGAGACAGUUAAGGUGGCAAUUUCUACUGAAGAAGAAUUCAGAGGCCUUCAUUUAAAAUUUUUAUUUAAACAUCGAUCAUCAAAUGAAGGAAAGGAUAAGCUUGAGAAGGUGUUUGCAAUGGCUUUUAUUAAAUUGAUGAAUGAUGAUGGAACGACGUUAAAAGACACUACCCAUGAACUUUUGAUUUAUAAGCUUGAAUCCAAAAAGAGUGAUGGCUUUCGUGGUUAUUAUCUUGAUUUUUAUUCUACCAGAGCUGAAUUGGAAAAUGCAAACCCUACUCAGUCCAACAGAACUGGCCUUCAGAAGGGUUUGAUCCUCAGCCCUAAAGACUCAGUACUUAUAAAGACUUAUGUCUGCUCCACCAAACUUACUCAUAAUGUAAAUUUACUUGGUUUGCUCAAAUGGCAAGAAAUUCUUGAUGACACAAAUGCUUUAAAAUGGCAUCUUGAAGAACUGAUGCAUGUGGAUGGAGAAGAAAUUGUCAAGUUUUUACAAGAUCUGCUGGAUUCAUUGUUUAACAUUUUAAUGCAAAAUAUCAAUUCAGAUAAUCAUGAAAAUUUAGUGUUCACUGCUUUGAUCCACAUUAUUAGUUUGAUCUCAGACCGCAAGUACCAUCAGUUCCGACCAGUCCUUGAUGCAUAUAUUUCAAAUACAUUUAGUUUUGCUAUGGCUUACAGUAAAUUGAUUGCCAUUCUCAAAGAAUAUAUUGAUUGUGCUAAUGAAUCUCAGGAUACUCUUCUGAUUGCGAUGAAAUCCUUGGAAUAUAUUUUCAAAUUCAUCAUUCGCUCAAGAGUUCUCUUUUCCAUUUUAUUUAAUUUUCCGCACCCGUUUUGUUUAGUCCCCCACCCUCCCCUGUUACGUUUAAUUUUUCCUUGUUUUUUAAAAAAUUUUUUUCCAGUUUUUUUUUUUUUUUUCAAUUUUUUCCCUUUUUUUGGCAUUUUUCCCAUUUUGCCUUUUUUGCAUUUUUUUCUCUUUUCUUUUCUUGCAUUUUUUCCUCUUUUUUUCUUUUCUUGCAUUUUUUCCUCUUUUUUUCUUUUCUUGCAUUUUUUCCUCUUUUUUCUUUUCUUGCAUUUUUUCCCCUUUUUUUUUUUUUUUGCACUUUUCCAUUUUUCAUUUUUCCUUGCAUUUUUCCCCUUUUUUCUUUUUUUUUUUUUUUUGUCUUUUUUCUUUUUUCUUCUUUUUUUUUCCCUUUUUUUUUUUUUUUCAUUUUUCCUUUUUUUUUUUUUUUUUUUUUUUUUUUGCAUUUUUUCCUUUUUUCUUUUUUUGCAUUUUUCCUUUUUUUCUUUUUGCAUUUUUUUUUUUUUUUUUUUUUUUUUUUUUCCCUUUUUUUUUUUUUUUUGCUUUUUUUUUUUUCUUUUUUUGCAUUUUUUCCUUUUUCUUUUUUGCAUUUUUUUUUUUUUUUUUUUUUUUUUUUUUUGCAUUUUUUCUUUUUUUUCUUUUUUCCCUUUUUCUUUUUUGCACCUUUUCCCUUUUUUUCUUUUUUGCACCUUUUCCCUUUUUUUCUUUUUUGCACCUUUUCCCUUUUUUUCUUUUUUGCACCUUUUCCCUUUUUUUCUUUUUUUUUUCUUUUUUUUUUUUUUUUUCCCUUUUUUUCUUUUUUUUUUUUCUUUUUCCUUUUUUUUUUUUUUUUUUUUUUUUUUUUUUUUUUUUUUUUUUUUUUUUUUUUUUUUCCUUUUUUCUUUUUUCUUUUUUUUUUUUUUUUUUUUUUUUUUUCUUUUUUUUUUUUUUUUUUUUUUUUUUUUUUUUUUUUUUUUUUUUUCCCUUUUUUUUUUUUUUUUUUUUUUUUUUUUUUUUUUUUUUUUUCUUUUUUUUUUCCCUUUUUUUGCUUUUUCCCUUUUCUUUUUUCUUUUUUUGCAUUUUUUUCUUUUUUUUUUUCCUUGUUUUGUUCUUUUCCACAUUUUUUCUUUUUUGCAUUUUUUAUUUCCCUUAUAA
Molecule: messenger RNA, 3378 nt
Organism: Acanthosepion pharaonis
Lineage: Eukaryota; Metazoa; Mollusca; Cephalopoda; Sepiida; Sepiidae
Source: the annotation of a GenBank genome assembly